Messenger RNA from Limanda limanda (common dab), 1356 nucleotides. It is a transcript of the gene ube2ib, whose product is annotated as ubiquitin-conjugating enzyme E2Ib. The transcript is spliced from 7 exons. NCBI's taxonomy places the organism in Eukaryota, Metazoa, Chordata, Actinopteri, Pleuronectiformes, Pleuronectidae. The record is from RefSeq and is a predicted model, not a curated record. Gene Ontology annotation, biological process: protein sumoylation. Bases 156 to 632 code for a protein of 158 amino acids. Gene Ontology annotation, cellular component: nucleus. Gene Ontology annotation, molecular function: SUMO conjugating enzyme activity.
CAUGUCGCUGCGCUGUUUGUGUGUCUAGCUGGAGUCGGAGCGGCUGGUUUUCAGGAGGGAAACUUUACGAGGUUUCACGGGAUCUGAGCGAGAUUAAUUCAUUUCGCUUCCUUAACCCGUGCGAGUGCAGCUGUUCUGAAAGGAGUCCACACAUCAUGUCAGGCAUUGCAUUGAGCCGGCUUGCCCAGGAGCGCAAGGCAUGGCGGAAGGACCAUCCUUUUGGAUUUGUUGCUGUACCAACAAAAAAUCCAGAUGGAACCAUGAACCUCAUGAAUUGGGAAUGUGCUAUUCCUGGCAAGAAGGGGACUCCGUGGGAAGGAGGCCUCUUCAAACUGCGCAUGUUGUUCAAGGAUGACUAUCCUUCUUCACCGCCGAAAUGUAAAUUUGAGCCUCCGCUCUUCCAUCCAAAUGUGUAUCCAUCAGGCACUGUAUGCCUAUCUAUUCUAGAGGAGGACAAAGACUGGAGACCGGCCAUCACAAUAAAGCAGAUCUUAUUAGGUAUCCAGGAACUCCUAAAUGAGCCAAAUAUCCAGGAUCCAGCUCAAGCAGAGGCUUACACAAUCUACUGCCAAAACAGAGUAGAAUAUGAAAAAAGAGUUCGAGCACAAGCCAAAAAAUUCUCCCCAUCGUAAGGGAGAAGACUUGCUCCGCUGCAGCAGAAGGAAUGGGUCUAACAAGAAUCACCUCCCCUCUCAGUCUCUUGAUGAAUGUGCUCCUCUCACACCGGGACUUGCUUAAAGACUUCUAUUUAAACUCCACACAUUCUGUGCCAUCCGCUCUCUUCUGACCUAUCAUUUUUUGUUCUUAAUUGCCGGUUGGCGCAUAAUGCUGGGAGGGGAUGGGUGCUUCAGCACCCUGGUUUUUUCUUUUUAAACAAUAAUUGUCUUAUGUGGUGCAAGGGACACAGCUCGGUACCAGUUUCAUCAACACAAUGCAAGCUGGCUGUCAUCAGUGUUCAAGGAAGAAAAUGUCUCUUGUCUAUUUUGCUCUUUCACAGGGUCUAUUCCUUUGUUUCCCCCCUUUUUAUUUCCCAUCAAAUUAAUGUAAAAUUAGCUUAUUUCAUUGUCAGUAUUUCAACUGCUGUAUAAUGAAUGGCACUUUUAUACUGUUGUAUCUCACUAGUGUCUCUAGAUGGCUCUGUCUAAUUCUCUUUCCCAGGUUUUCUAUUCAGCAUGCUGUAAUAUAUGAUAGAAUCUGCUGCCUUGGCUGUCUUUUUGUUAUUCAGAGUGUUUGCUAUGGAAUAAAUAAAAAUGGCCACAACGACUGAGGCAGGUAGGCUUACUUCUGUAUCAGACUUUAAGGUUAUAUGGUGCUUUGUUCAUGUAUGUGUUGGCGUAAAUAAAACUUUCUACAAAA